This is a messenger RNA of Anisakis simplex (herring worm), 162 nucleotides long. Lineage: Eukaryota; Metazoa; Nematoda; Chromadorea; Rhabditida; Anisakidae. The record is from the annotation of a GenBank genome assembly.
AUGUAUGCUUGUGUUGGCUUAUGGUGUCAAUUUUUCCUUAUCGUUUAUGCGUCAACCGAAAUGUGCAGUCUAAUGAAACUCGCCACUCGAUCUGCCGAGGAGAUGUUCUCGUUGUUUAUAGCGAUUGCCUUCACAUUCGAAAGUAUACGUGCGAUUCACACA